Molecule: messenger RNA, 3756 nt
Organism: Cladocopium goreaui
Lineage: Eukaryota; Dinophyceae; Suessiales; Symbiodiniaceae
Source: the annotation of a GenBank genome assembly
AUGGUGAACUCCCUGAACUACCUGGCUUUGUAUGCCUCUGGAGGAGUUCUUCCACGUGCAGUGGCCGAGAGGAGCCUGACCCAGGCGCAGGAGGGUGCCGUCUUGCACCUGUGCGACCUGGUGGAGCAUCUGAGGGACUCUAAGGUGCGAUCCCCGGGGUUUCAAGAGGCAUCGAGGGACCUAGGAGCUGCACGCUUUGACUAUGCAGGAGAGCCUGUGGUCCCCCUGGAGGAGUUGGUUGCGGAAAAAGUAAUCCAGGCCUGGCCGAAGAUUGGUGAGGCGGCAGUCCAAGAUGCCAUUGAGCUCGUGCCCGAGCACCUACGUCGACAACUCCUGGAUCCGCACUCCUGCUUGAAACAACUGCAUGAGUGGCCUGAGCGGCCAGUGACCUCCAAGGUGAGAGCUUCCCCUGGUGAGUGGGAGAAGAUAGUAGCUGCGGCGCAUGCCCGGGGGCUUAUGGUGCCGGUGGAGGUGGAUGAUGUCUUCAAGGAUUCAUCAGGUCACCCCGUCCUCAAUGGGGCGGGUGGUGUUCGGAAGUUAAAGAAAGUUGGAGGUGAAACCAAAGAACUCCAGCGGUUCAUCUCCAACCUGAUCCGUAGCAACAUGUACCAGGAACGGAUCGAUGGAGAUGACAAGUUGCUGCCUUACCUGGGGCAGCUCACCCUUGUUGAACAAGGUGACUCAGAGAUCAUCCUGGUGGACUCUGAGGACUUCGUGCUUCAACCUGUUUUUGGAGGACCUCCAGGUCAUCGGGUGUACCCGGCGAUGGCCGUCCUUCCCAUGGGCUGGCUGUCGUCGGUGGCUGUCAUCCAGUCCAUAGUUCGCACCCUGGUUUUCUCUGAAGCAGGGGUGCCGCCGGUGUCGGAGGUGGCAAAGACUAAACCUAUACCAGAGGAUGAUGAUCUCACGGUCAUCUAUCUGGAUUCCUUUGACCAGCUGCGGAGGCUCAGCCGAGGGUGUGAGGAAGCGCUUCAGGAGACGAUGUCCAGCAGGCAUCGGGAUUUUCUGGAGGUAUGCAAGAGGAGAGGGUUGCCUCUCAACGAGGCCAAGCGCUUGGUGUCCUCGACGCAUGGAACCCUUCAAGGUGGAGAAUUGGACGGGAUCAAGGGUCGCUAUGGACUUGCCAGAGAGAAGAUGGCCAACUUGGUAGGCUUGGGUGCAGCUCUACUGGGGCAACAGACUUGGUCAGAGUUUUUGCUGCGCCACUUUGUGGGAAAGGCAACUUUCGGUAUGUGUUUUAGGCGGCCUCUCUUUGCUGUUUUCCAAGAGAUCUUUGGGGAAAUUCAAGCCCAUGCAGAACAAGGCACCUCAGCCAGGCCGACAUCAUCGGUGGUGGAUGAAGUGAUCCUCGCCAUGUCCCUUGUCCCCAUGAUGGUGACCAACCUGAAAGCACCAGUGGAUUCAGAGAUCGGGGUGACUGAUGCUUCACCAAGUGGGGGUGGGGCCGCAGUGGCCACGGCUUUCAGGCACCCAGCCAAUACUGUGGAGGCAACGCCUGAUCGGUGCUAUGAAUGUGGACGGGCCCUUGAAGCAGGAUCCAUGUACCCCUGCCCAGCUGACUGUGGUGGGGUGUUUUGCACCCUGGCGUGCGUGAUGGAGCACCGGGACAUUGUUCACCCCGCAGCGCGGGAGUGCCCUAGGAGGGCGUGGCGUCCUCCCCGUUUUGGUGAGCGUUUCGCGGGCCGUCGUGCUCCUCUCUCCCACGCGGUGGCAAUGGUGGGCCACAUUGAGGUCCAGGAGCCCUUUGACAUCCACUUUGGCCACGACGUGUUCACCGACGAGGGCAAGCAGACUCUGUCGAGGCUAUGUGACGACGAGCACCUGGCGGCAGAGCACUGGGCACCUGAGUGCAAGCUGUUCUCAAAGGCUCGGGGCAAAGUAGUCAGGCUUGAAGAUGGUACCCGGUUGCCUGGGCCUCAGCCUGUGAGGGACCACAAGCACAUCAUGGGUUUCCCCUGGCUUCCGGUGGAUGUCAAAGCAAGGGUGCGUCAGUCCAAUAGCAUGGUGACUCGCGCCCGGCGCCGGGGAGCUGCCGCAAAAGGGCGGCGCUACUGGUCGAUGGAGCAUCCGUACAACUCUUGGGCGUGGGAGUUCAACCUGACCAAGGAGGUGGAAGAACUUGAAGGCUAUCAGCACACUGUGGGCAGCAGCUGUUGCUUUGGGGGUCGGCGUGAGAAGUGGUUUUCCUUCCUCAACAACAUGCCGCUACUGCAGCAGUUUCUAGGACUGCCGUGCCCAGGACAUGAAGGGCUUCUCCCUUACACCGUCAGCAGACGUGCAGAUGGGAGACUUGCCUUCGACACAGAGGAAGAGGCCGAAUACCCUUGGGGGCUUUGCAGGGCGUAUGCCCAGGCGCUACGUCAGCAGCUUGACAGGGACGGCAUCUUUGAGCACAUGGUCUUGCAGGAGCGAGAAAGCUACUACACCGUCCAGAUGCUGCACUCAACCGCGCGUUUGGCCACCCCCCUGGUUUCUGAGGUGGUGGGAUUCCAGGGCAAGAGCGAGGCAGCCACUUACCGUGGCACGGAUGUCAGAUUUUUGGUGGAUCUGGGGACCGAUGAGUCACCAGACGUGCAUGAAAUACCUUAUUUGGCGAUGAGGUGGCAUUGGCAGACGGUCCUGGCUUUCCCAUGGAAGCAACCAGGCCACAUCAAUGAGUUGGAGCUCAACACGGUCGCGGUCUUUUUGAAGCGGCGCAGCCGAUCUUCAGGUAAGCUCCACAACAAAUUCUUCCUGGUCCUGGACUCCAUGGUGACGCGGGGUUGCCUAGCCAAGGGCCGGAGCAGUUCGAAGCGUCUCAAUCAAGUCCUACGGCGAUGUUCAGCCCACCUGUUGGCCACUGAUGGUUACCUCUUCCCCCUGUGGACCAUCAGUGCCUGGAACUUCGCGGACAAGCCCAGGCUUCAUCCCAGGACUUUGAGAGCGUACCGGACUGCAAUUGACAGGUUUCUCCGUUUUGUUAGCAAGCGGAGAUUGGACAUAUCUCGUCCGAGCCGCCUCGAUCGCCAAAUUGCUGAAUUCAUCGAUGUUUCAUACCAGGAGGGGGAGCCCCUGUCAUAUGCGGGCCACCUGCUCUCAGCAGUGAAAAGGUUUCACCCCCGCCUUCGGCUAGCUUUGCCCGAGGCAAGUCAGUUUUUGCGGAACUGGCAACGCUGCUAUGUUCCCCAUCGGGCAGUUCCCGCUUCGUGGCCAUUGGUGGAGGCCCUUAUGGGGUAUGCCUUCCGCCGGCGUGAGCCCGCGUUAGCCCUGCUGCUGGCACUGGGAUUCUCCUGCCUGCUCCGUACAGCUGAGAUGUUGGCACUCACCCACCAUCAUGUGGUGUUUCAUCCAGGCCAGCGUGGACUCAGUGUUAUACUUCCAGGAAGCAAAACUUCUCAGGGAAAUCCUCAAGUCUUGUUAAUUGAUGAUACAGACCUGGUGGCCUUGGCACGUACCAUCGUCAAACCGCGGUGUGAAAGUUUGCUGUGGCCUCAUGGUCCUCAUCGCUUCAGGAGGACCUUUGGUUUUCUUUUGGAAGCGCAGGCUUUGGCGCUGCAGACUACACGCCUUACUGCCUGCGCCGGGGAGGAGCAACAUUUUGGUGGCAAUGUCCGCGUACGGCGAAGUCCUACGUUGAUGAGGGCACCAUGCAGCUGGCGCAUGUCUCUUGGACGCGGUCCCAAAGGGCAUUGGUUAAGCAAGGGCGCACACUUUGUUCCCAAGUACGGCUUCGCCAGCAUCGAAGCAGAAGUGGAUCCUAGUGAGGGCCGGAAUUAA